AUCCCUGCCUCCCGGCCUCCAUCCCUGCCUCCCGGCCUGUCUCCCGGCCACUAUCCCUGCCUGCCUACUCUCCUCCCUCCCUCCCAGCCUUUCAGCAUCCUUUCCUGUAGCAGUUGUUACUAUCCGCCCUCCUCCUUCCCCGUUUCCCGUCCGCUCCCGUUGCAGUCGCGGCGUGCCCGGCCGGGGGCAGGCCAGGCCCGGCCAUGCUGCCCUCCUUCAGUUACCUGACCGAACACACCGGCUUCCGCGGCACCAUCAAAAACUCCCCCGCCGACUUCGUAGUGACAGAAAUAGAGGUGCCCGAACGCUUCCUUGGGGACAGCGGGGCUGAACUGCCUCAGAAAACCAGCGAGGCGCUGCCGGAGCAAAGCGCCCCGUGCUCCCCCCAGCCCAAACAGCGACGAGCGGAGGCCCCCGGCCCGGGUGCCCCCCUGUGUCCCCGGGGGGCUGCGCCCGGGACCCCGGAGCGCGACCCGGGCCGGGCAGGGGGCGGCUGUGCUGCAUCCUCUGGCAAGAAACAGCGUGAGGGAGCACCUGAACCGAAAUCCGGCCUCGAGGAAGCCAAACUGGAGUCCUUACUCGGCAAACCCAUGAGCGAACUGCUCAAUAAGUUUGCUUGCGAUCUGAAGGAAGCGUGGGGCUUGGAAAAUAAUCCGAGUGCUGGCACUAGGGAGCUCUCGCUAGGACUUAGGCUGGACAAGAAAAGUCGGGCUGAUUUACACAGUGCUGUUAGGCAGACAUUCCCCUUUUUAGUCACUGUUACCAAAGACAAUGAAAUGAUUGUAAAAGGAAAUGCUGAUUACAGAGAACUUUGUCAGUUAGUGACUGAAAAGGAAACAAGUGAUUUCUUUAAAUUUUUAGAUGCAAAGCUAGAAAAUUCGACGUUUUCUUUUGAGCCUGAUGGAAACAAAGAGCACAGAAAAGUAGUUCACCAUUUUCUCAAUAGAAAAUUCGGAAAACUCUUAGAAACAAAGUCUUUUACUGUGACAGAUGUCAAUGAUCAGCCAAAUAUGUCAAUAAUGGUACGGUUUCGAGAAAAAUGUGGGUCCCGAAAAAGGUCUGCUGGUGGUUCACAGGAAAAACAAGAUGUUUAUACAGCUUUCACCCUUCAGAAAGAAAAUCUAGAAACACUAGAAGCAAUUGGCUUGUUGGCAGCAGAACUCGAUGUUCUUCCUUCAGACUUCAGUUACACUGGCAUCAAAGAUAAGAAGGCUAUCACUUUCCAACCUAUGGUUGUGAAGAAGGUGACUCCUGAGAGGUUGAAAGAAAUUGGAAACAAAAUGGAAAAAAAGGGCAUGAGAAUAUACAACAUACGUUCAACGUACCAGCACCUCAGGCUCGGUCAGCUGAAAGGCAAUCACUUUGACAUAAUUGUGAGAGAUCUCCAAAAGCACAGUCAUGACCCUUCUGCAGAUUUAAAAAAAAGAAUAUCUGAAGCAAUGGAAAAUGUUGAGACAAAAGGUUUUGUAAAUUACUACGGACCUCAGCGAUUUGGACAAGGACAAAUUGUUCAGACAGAUCAAAUAGGAUUGGCUUUACUGAGUGAAAAAAUGGUGGAAGCUGUGAAGUUGUUCUUCACACCUGAAGAUACUGAUGAUCCUGUAAACAAUGCAAAAAGAUACUUUCUUCAAACUGAAGAUGCAAAGGGCACGCUCGUGAUGCUGCCAGAAUUUAAAGUAAGAGAGAAGAUGUUGCUACGAGCUUUAAAUCGCUAUGGUGUAAAUCGUGAAGGCUGUACCAAAGGAUGGCUCAACAUUCCUCAUUCCUUGCGCAUAUUCUAUGUCCAUGCUUAUUGCAGUAAAAUUUGGAAUGAAGCAGCAUCAUACAGGCUGAAGAUUUAUGGCUUAAAAGCAGUUGAGGGUGAUCUUGUCCUCUCAGAAGAAAAUGAUGAAAGCAUUUCCCUAAAUGACAAGGUUCAUGUAGUCACUGCUUCAGAAGAGUCAGCUAGAAAGUAUUCUAUAUACCAGGUGGUUCUUCCAAUGGUGGGACAUAGUAUCAAGUAUCCCAGUAAUAAAGUUGGAGAGUGGUACCAUGAAAGACUUUCUAAGGAUGAACUGGAAAUGUGCAAAUUCAGAGUGUCACCAUUACAGCUGAAUAUACCUGGAUGCUAUCGACUCAUUUUGAAAAAUGUUCAGAAUCUGUCAUAUUUUUUGGAAGGUGGUGAAAAAGGGAUCAAAAUUGAGGACAACCAUCUGAAUGAUUUAAAAGUCUCUCUUCACAUAUCAUUUGACCUUGAUCCUUCAUGUUAUGCAACGGUCUGUCUGAGAGAAAUAAUGAAAUGUGACUUUUAAGAUUCCACUUAAUGAAAGAUUGCAGGAAUGUUGUACAAUGUUUAUAUUUUAUGUGUAAUGCCAAGAACAUAAGGGAGAAUAACAGGUUCAAAUCAUGAACAGGAAAAAAUUGUAGUUUGAGAUUCAUACAGAUUAGGAAAAAAACUCACGCAAAUCCUUUGGAAUACUCAAAAAACUAUCCAAACUCUAAAUGCCAAGCCUUGAAAGCAUUGGAGUAAAGCUGUAUGUUAUAUCAGGCAGGUCUAAUAGAACUUAAAGAAACCAUGGGCAGCUAGCAUGAAUUUCCUCUUUGCAUAGAUAUCUGACUUGCAGAGUUAA
Molecule: messenger RNA, 2609 nt
Organism: Manacus vitellinus (golden-collared manakin)
Lineage: Eukaryota; Metazoa; Chordata; Aves; Passeriformes; Pipridae
Gene: PUS7L
Product: pseudouridine synthase 7 like
Exons: 8
Coding region: 204-2291 (695 amino acids)
Biological process (GO): pseudouridine synthesis
Cellular component (GO): nucleus
Molecular function (GO): RNA binding; pseudouridine synthase activity
Source: RefSeq, a predicted model, not a curated record